Arachis ipaensis is the source of this 2187-nucleotide messenger RNA. RefSeq lists its product as uncharacterized. The record is from RefSeq and is a predicted model, not a curated record. NCBI's taxonomy places the organism in Eukaryota, Viridiplantae, Streptophyta, Magnoliopsida, Fabales, Fabaceae.
AUGGAAAAGCCCAUCCAGCAGCCCAAACCUUGCACUAAACCUCAGGCUGCUAAAGUUUCUGGCAAGGCUACAGCAGCCGAUAAGAUCAACAAGAAGGUGAAACCUACAACCAGUACAAGAUCUGGAAGGCAAGUUAAGGCAACUCCAGUUGAUAAUGAUAGUGACUCUCAUGAUUCAUAUGAGAAUGCUGAAGAUAGUUUAUACAAGCCUCCAAAAGUUGCAGGAGAUUCUAUAUACAGUAGUGACAGUGACAGUGGAGUUGAUGGAAUAGAGUCUUCUAGGGCCAAGAAAGUAGAUCACAGAGAGAAGCAUAGGCCUGUUGCUGACAGAACAAGGGACAAAGCUAUUGACACUGAUGACUCCAGCUAUGAGGAUAUCGAAUCUGAUGAAUGCUCUGAUGGAGAGUCAGAUGAGGAAUUUCUGUAUGAAGAAUUAUCAGAUGGAGAUGAAUGGAAGUCAGAAGAUUCUGCCCAGGAGUUAGACUCUGAAGACGAAGGGCCAGCUGUCUAUCCACAUUAUAAUGACAAGGCCAAAUUUGGUGAUCUGAAGUUUGAGGUAAGUAUGGUUUUCAAAUCUAAGCAACAUUUUAUGGCUGCCACUAGAGAUUAUACUAUACAAUGGGGUAGAAAUAUAAGGUUCUCUAAGAAUGACAAGGUUAGAGUUAGGGCUGUUUGUAAGUGUGAAGACUGUCCAUGGGUAGUAUAUUGUGCACACAACCCCAGUGAUGGUUCCUGGCAGAUAAAAACACUAGUUGACAAUCACACUUGCGCAAGAAAGCGAAAAAACAGAGCUGCGACAUUGGAAUGGAUUGUGAAUAAGUUAUACCCAAAACUUAGGAAGCACCCUAAGAUGAAGCAUAAAGAGGUGUAUGAGUGGUUUGUUAGGAAGUGCAACGUGAAGUUGAAUAGUUCAUGCAUUACCAGAGCUCUUAAGGCAUCUAGGAAGAUAGUUGAAGGGGAUGAGAUUGCACAAUACGGGUUGAUAUGGGAUUAUGCACAUGAAUUGCUAACUGCCAACCCAGGUUCCACCGUUCAGGUGGGUGUCAUUACCAUUACUGACAAUCCGCCUCAGUUUGAGAGAUUUUAUGUCUGUCUAGAUGCUUGUAAGAAGGGUUUCAAGGCAGGGUGUAGGCCAUUGAUAGGGUUAGAUGGGACAUUCCUGAAAAUAUUACAUGGAGGACAGCUUCUGACUGCAUGCGAACAGGAUGCAAACAAUCACAUUUUUGUGAUUGCAUAUGCAAUUGUUGAUGUUGAGAACAAAGAAAACUGGAAAUGGUUUUUGGAGCUGCUCCUCUCAGACCUGGGAGAAUAUGAAGCAAAGAAUUUGUGUUUCAUCUCAGAUAUGCAAAAGGGAUUAAUACCUGCUGUCAAAGAACUCGUGCCAGCAGUUCCACACAGGUUUUGUAUCUGGCAUUUGUGGAGGAACUUCUCUAAACAGUGGGGCAACGUUGAGCUUAAGGACUUGGUGUGGGAGUGUGCAAGAUCGAGGACCCCAGUUGAGUUCGAAAGGAAUAUGACUAGAAUCAAGAGAAUUAAUCAACAAGCAUGGGAAUAUUUAGCCAAGUGGCCGAAGGAAGCUUGGACGAAAGCCCAUUUCAGUGAAGGGCCAAAGGUAGACAACAUAUGCAACAACGCUUGUGAAUCCUUCAAUUCAAAGACCAAGCAUGACAGAGGAAAGCCUAUUCUGACCCUGGCAGAGGAGGUACGAAGAAUGGUUAUGAAAAUCAUGUCUGACAAUAGACUGAAGCUUCUUACUUAUCAAGGAAUACUUACUCCAGUUCAGCAAAGUAGGCUAGAAUCUCUUAUUAAGUUAUCCAGAAACUGGGCUCCCUACUGGUCGGGUGAUGCCAAAGAGGAAGUGUACGAAGUUCAAGGAUGGCCAACUAACAUGGUGGUAGAUUUGGGUAACCAUACUUGCUCCUGCAGAAAUGCCUUGUAUGCACGCAAUAUCGGCCAUUCAAGAAAAAAUGAUAAAAUGCCUGAGGAGUAUUGCCACGAAUGGUUAAUUAUGGAGGCGUACAGAAAAACAUACCAAUUCAAUGUGAAUCCUGUCAAGGGACAAGAUCUAUGGGAGAAAACUGGUUCUCCUGCACCUGUUCCACCUCCAAUCAAACCUAAACCAGGCAGACCAACAACAAAUAGAAGGAAGGACAAGGCUGAAGGACCACUAGCACGAAGACAAAGAUGA